AGAGAGGGAGGAGGAGAGACAUGGGCAGUCCGCCAACUCUGACGAAAGCUGCUUAGCCCAACCAGUUGCCAUGGAUACAGUCAGGAGUAGCACCCGGCGUGUGUGUUGGUGUGUGUGUGUUUGAGAGAGAGAAAGAGACAGAGAGAGAGAGAGAGAGAGAGAGAGAGAGAAAACCAACAGGCAAGCAUCAGAUAGAACCAGUGAGGAAGCGAGAGAGUACCAGGCUGCAGGACAGAGAGAGAGUGUGAGUGAAAGAGAGAGAGGAACAGAGGGAGACAACUGGAGAAAUAGAGUGAUAGAGAUAGCUAGAAGAUGGAGGUGCAGUCAGAAUGCGUGGAACCUCCUCCACCUCCUCCUUCUGUUCCCCCAUGCGACCCCCAACCGCCAGGGAAGAUCAACAAAGCAGCCUUAAAGCUGUUUGGAAAACGACGCUCCAGCUCCGGAAUGGCCAGAUUCUUCUCCUUCAGGAACAAAGAGGCCAAUGGGAAUGGGAAUUUCGAGAAUGGGAAUUCUGUGAAUGGGAAUUCUGCGGGGGCGGCUAACGAGCUCGUCAGGAGUAAAACGCAUGAUGGACUAACAAGCUCAGAGACAGAUGGACAGAGAGGGGAGGAGUCCGGAAUAUCAGAGGCGGGACAGGUGAGGUCUCUCAGCAAAUCACUGAGCUUCUUUUCGCUGCUCAGACGAGGAAGUGUGAGAGGUAAUGAGAAUACAGGGUUUGGAAGUAGGGGGAGGGGUUUAAAAGGCUUCUUUAGUAGUAUAAGGUGGCGGCGGAAGGAGAGAGUGACGGAGGGAGAUGUGGGGGUAACUGAGGGGAGGGAGGUGAGAGAGGGGGAUGUGAUUCUAAAGGAGGAAGGGAAAGACGUCACUCUGACCCUUGAACCCCAGCCCCGCUCACCCCAGGAGGAUAAUGGGAGCUUGGAGGCUGAGCUAAACAUAGAAUCAGCGGGAACUUCUCCCGCGGACAACGCCACAACACCACUCACGCACUCUACUGCCAUGACGACAAACCUGUCAGAAUUCCCCUAUACACCAUCCCCUUCCCCCCUUCACUCUGCCUUUCACUCAAGACCCAAAACGUCAAUUUCCUCAGCAACGGCCACCCCCCCUCUGGAUCGGUGUGACCCCACCUCUGAACCCUCAGUGGACCGGCUCUGUUCACUCCUCUUCACUGACGUCACCUCGCUCAAGAGCUUUGAUUCGCUGACAGGAUGCGGUGAUAUCAUCGCAGACGCAGAGGAGGAGGUGGCAGGAAACGUGGGAGGAGGAAAUGGAGGAGGAGGAAGUGUCACCAGUAGUAGCAGUAGCAGUGGGGGAGGUGUAGUACGCAGCUCCCCAGCUAAAUCCUCCAUUACUAACCAUGUCACCCCUUCCAGCAUUACCUCUACCCCCAAUUCUGCCCCUGCCCCCCUCCCAGCCAGGGCACGGCUGAUGCCCUCUCACUCUGCCCCGAUUCAGCAGCCCUCUGGCAGUGGCGUGGUGGCCUACAUGGGGGGUGGCGAGGAGAUGGCCAGCCCUGACGGGGUGGACGACGCAGACAUGCAGGGGCUCUGGCACAUGCUCCCCUCUGGGGGAGAGAACUCCCCCGCCCUCCCCCGACCCAGCUCUCACCCGGCUCCCCCCAGAGGUACAGAGCGGAAACCCCCCCAGGUCAAGUCUCUGGGACUCAGCAAGAUCUCUUUAGUGGGGGGAGGAAGGAUGAGUAAACUCCCCACUCAUGCUGCCCGUCAAACCUCCUUGCCCAAUGAGAAGGACACUAAGGAGGAAGUCCAACCCCAACAGGAUGCCCCGGCCCUUAGAGAUGAGGGCUAUUGGGAUACGCCCUCGGCAACCCCCACGGCAACGCCUGACGACGGCUUCCUGCGGAACCAGAGGAUUGGUUUAUCGCGUGACAGCUGCUCUGGCGACGCGCUCUACGACCUCUACAAUGAGGAAUUGGACAGAUCAGAUGAAGAGGAAGAGGAGGAGGAAGAAGAUCUGACAAGUACUCCUUCCUUCUCCACUGACGACUACAAACGCAGCGCUCCCUCCCAGACUACUCCUCCUUCCUCUUCCUCCUCUUCAUCGUUCCGCUCGAUGAAGGGAAGCACUAGCCUUCCCCGCGAGUCCAAAAUCCCUCUUAGUGUCAGACAGAACACACCCCCUCACUCUGUGAGCCAAUCAGCUCUUUCCACUGUCCUCGCAGCCACUCCUCCCUCUGACACACCCACCCAAGCUCCUCCCCCUGCCCGGACCAGGAUCCCUGUCUCCAAGGUGCCAGUCCGUCGCCCUGGGAACAAGCCCGGCAACGCUACACGAGGGCCAGCCCCCAGGAAGUAAGUCUGGACCAGGCAGCCAUGGACUUUGGUGUCUUUGGUUAGAACAAGACAACAUCACUGGACUGGUGUGUAUGACAUUGCCGGACUGGUGUAUUGUGAAAUGCAUCAGACAAUGAUAAAGACUUGAAAGAGAGUGAUAGGAGCUCUAAACAACACUUCCAUUGGUCCUGGUGGGUCACGCCCCCCCCAAAAGUUGAAGUUAAAAACAAAAAAUCUACAUCACUGGACUUGUGUGUGCAGCAUCACUGAAAUGAUGUGUAUGGGACACUUUUAAACACUUCAAGUGGGUGAGGGGAGGGUAUUUCAAAGUUUGGGAUCCACUUUUUCGACAACUCUCAGCGCUUUUGAAUAUGUAAACAAUGGUCACAGAAUUCAACUGCACUGCACACCACUAGGAAUGACUAGAGAAGCUUUUCUUCUUCUCUUCAAGUCCUUGUUUCUAAAACACAGAUUUUUUAUAUGAUACCACGUGUUUAAUCUAACGACGGCCUAAUCUAAUGAAACAGUUUGUAACAAUCUGAUUGUUAACUAAUUACCUCCUAAUCCAAGACUACAAUCACAGUCUCAAUCCUCAUCUACAUCUUUUUUAUGCCAUUUAACAGGCGCUUUUAUCCAAAGCGACUUACAGUCAUGUGUGCAAUUAUUUCUAAGUAUGGGUGGUCCCGGGAAUCAAACCCACUAUUUUGGCAUUACAAGCACCAUGCUCAACCAGCUGAGCUACAGAGGAGCAAUACAGGACUAUUAAAGGCCCAGUGCACUACUUUUGUGAUUUUGUAAAAAUGAUUUUUGUAAUUUUCUUCAGCACCCAUACUUCCCGUGGUAAUGUGGGGUGUACUGUUGAUUAUUCUUCUCCCAGUUCUAAAGUACCAGUGGAAAGCAGCGGUGACAACAUUGCUAAAAACAAUCAGAAAGCAUUUAGAAAUGUAUUUUUAUUAAGGUGUACAUGGAGAUCACCGGAUACAACACCUCACCAUGCCAGUGAACAUAACCAAGAAACAACAUCACAAAACUUAAUCGUUCUAAGUGAAUGACAAACACACGCAUUCUCCUCUGGACCAGAUGUACUCCACCACUCAAACGAGCAACUACUGUACUGUGAUGACCUUGCACUGGAGAAACAGCAGCGGGUUCAAUCUCUCUGGGAUUAACAACUAUAACAAACCAACCAAUAAAAAAACGGAAAAAGUAACGCAAUAGUGAGACACCAUUGAAGGAUGUUCCUCUACUGGCUGAACAAUGACCACUGAACACUCCUCUCUUGCUGCAUGAGGUGCCUGGAACACAAGGCACUAGGUUCAGGGAACACAGUCUACACUAAAGACACACACACACACACACACACACACACACACACACACACACACACACACACACACACACACACACACACACCACGUCAAGGACUCUCUUUCUCACACACACACACACACACACACACGCACACACACCAUAUCAAGGAUUACUUUCUUCUCUACCAGGACACAUUAAUACAAUGCUUUUUUCUACUGAAUACUUUGUUCUUCACUGGUUUUCAUACUCUUUUUAUAAGAUAAUGUUUCAUGAGACACCGCAAACAACCUUCACUGCGACCCCCCCCGU
Messenger RNA from Salmo salar (Atlantic salmon), 3914 nucleotides. The record is from RefSeq and is a predicted model, not a curated record. Lineage: Eukaryota; Metazoa; Chordata; Actinopteri; Salmoniformes; Salmonidae.